AUGGCUCCCAAGAUCAACUCAAAAAACCUGUCGUACGACACCGAGGCAGCAGCACCGCCAUUUCUUGCUGCUCUAAGGGCUCAAGCUGCUGGCGCUACAGGCCCCAAUCCACUACUUGCUGCCCAACGGAGGUCAGCUAAGAAGCGCUCUAGUAGUGAGGAAGCAGAAGAUGUCCCGCUUGUCGUAGACGAAGACGGAAACGUUGUGAGUCUUGAAGUCGACAAGGAUGGAGUUGUCAAAGAUACUGGAGAUUACGACGUGGAACCUGCAGCAGAGAAAGAAACCGCCAGAGAAUCAGAGAGCAAAGCUGCUAUUGGAGGAAGGAAACGAAAGGUUGGAAAAGUCAUCGGUGAGGCGGCUGAUGAGGGCAAAGGAGAUGACAAGAAAAAGGAGAAGGAUGAUGCCGAAAAAGAGCCAGCAAAGAAUCGAAAACCCAAGAAAAAGGCCAAAAAGAUUAAGCUGAGCUUUGAUGAAGAUGAAGGUUGA
This is a messenger RNA of Fusarium proliferatum ET1, 486 nucleotides long. RefSeq lists its product as uncharacterized. The record is from RefSeq and is a predicted model, not a curated record. The transcript has a single exon. NCBI's taxonomy places the organism in Eukaryota, Fungi, Ascomycota, Sordariomycetes, Hypocreales, Nectriaceae. The coding region runs from base 1 to 486 and encodes 161 amino acids.